UUUCGGGCCGAGAGGGCGCGUGCGGCGCGGGCAGCCCAGGCCGCGGCCAUGAGUGAGGCAGAAGUGAACCCCAAAGCCUACCCGCUGGCUGAUGCGCAGCUCACCAAGACACUCCUGGAUCUUGUGCAGCAAUCCUGCAACUACAAGCAGCUACGCAAGGGAGCCAAUGAAGCCACGAAAACACUCAACAGAGGAAUAGCAGAAUUCAUUGUGAUGGCUGCAGAUGCUGAGCCCUUGGAGAUCAUCCUGCACCUCCCUCUUCUCUGUGAGGACAAGAACGUGCCCUACGUCUUCGUGCGCUCCAAGCAGGCCCUGGGCCGGGCCUGUGGCGUCUCCCGGCCCGUCAUUGCCUGCUCAAUCACCAUCAAGGAGGGAUCACAGCUGAAGCCUCAGAUCCAGUCUGUGCAGCAAGCUAUAGAAAGACUGUUGGUCUAAAUGCCCAUGAGUUUGUGGAAUACAAGCUGGAGUUGAGGAAAAUAAUAUGUAGCUGUAGUUGAUGCGGUGAUAGUUUUGAUACCAGUGUUUCAUUUCAAAAUAUCUUUUUUGUUUGUUUAAUAGUGACUUAACUCUGAAAGUGUUUCUGCCUCUUCUGCCCCUCUUUUUUUUUUUUCCUUCUGUCAACACAGUCAUUKUCAUUGUACCACUUCUUGAAAAGUGGCUGUACAGCUGUAUUUCUUGAUUGAUCUUUAAAAGAACAAAAAGACACCACCCCCYGUAUCUCCAUGUCUGCCUGCUCAGGGCUUUAACCUCCUCCUUAACUUCCUUUGUGCUGUGGUUUUCCGCCACAGAGCUGCAGCACACACUGUGCUGCAGGCAUCGCUUUGACAUGCAGGGUAGCCUGGGUAGGAGGCAGAGCAGCUACUGUGCAGUGUGCGUGRAUGGAGCCAGUACCCACAAGACAAGCUUUCGUUUCUCCUUGAGACCAGACAAGGGACUGCUUUGAGAGGGGUAGGGGRAGCAGAAACCUCAUGGCAACACACAAGGCAAAAUCUCUGAUCCUGCUUUUGUUUUUAAAUGCUGACUUUUUGGGAAGAAAUAAAAACACUGACAAAGAUGAAUACAGGAAUCUCCAUAGCUGUGAUACUCUGACAGCAGAUAUCUCCWACUGAAGUGUUAGCCCUUGCUAAGUUAAGCUGAUCAGACCCUGGCUAGAGGUUGCUGCAGGGCAGUAGUUCAUGCUCCUUCAGUUUCCUUUGUGUAGAGUGCAUCAAUGAGCUGCAAGGCUUGGGUUUCUACGAUAUUUCACUAAGUAAUAAAAUCCAUGGUGGCUUGUUUUGGCUCAUAUAAAGUAAAGAAUAGGUGACCACUACCUCUUGAAAGGAUGUGGUGUUUUUUUACAGAAGCUACUGCAAGCCAUAGCCAGCACAGUAGGAAAAACAGGUUUCUUUAUUCCCUCUCCAGCAGAAACACCUUGCAAUACGAGAAGAGAAUCAUAGAUAACCCUGUGUUCUSGAAAAGCAUGAAGCACCAUUAUCAUUUUAGACAUUCUUGAUGGCUUUAUGGGGGUAGCUUUGGUUAAAAACGUGCUACAUAGUAAAAUCCAGUUACUGUUCCAGCUGUAGAGUAAAAGAUUAUCUACACUGGAGGUCAGGCCAAACUCCCUUCUGUUGUAAGAAGUCAGGACUUUAGUGACUGAAGCUUCUACAGCCUCUGUCUCUCUCCCUCCAGGAUUACUUAGCUGCAUUUCAGGGCCU
Messenger RNA from Nothoprocta perdicaria, 1694 nucleotides. RefSeq names its product small nuclear ribonucleoprotein 13 (gene SNU13). Lineage: Eukaryota; Metazoa; Chordata; Aves; Tinamiformes; Tinamidae. Gene Ontology annotation, cellular component: small-subunit processome; precatalytic spliceosome; box C/D methylation guide snoRNP complex. Gene Ontology annotation, biological process: mRNA splicing, via spliceosome; maturation of SSU-rRNA; ribosome biogenesis. The transcript has 3 exons. The record is from RefSeq and is a predicted model, not a curated record. Bases 49 to 435 code for a protein of 128 amino acids. Gene Ontology annotation, molecular function: RNA binding.